Molecule: messenger RNA, 1476 nt
Organism: Puntigrus tetrazona (Sumatra barb)
Lineage: Eukaryota; Metazoa; Chordata; Actinopteri; Cypriniformes; Cyprinidae
Product: hemicentin-1-like
Exons: 6
Coding region: 44-955 (303 amino acids)
Source: RefSeq, a predicted model, not a curated record
UCUUCUAUUUCUACACAGUCUGUUAUCAGAAAUCUAAAAUAAAAUGCUUCAUGUUAUUGUUUUGAUCCACUUGUGUUUGUGGAGUUCAGCCGGUGUGUUUGGUGUUCAUGCAUUGGAGUCAGUGUCGGUUCUGGAGGGAGAUUCAGUCUCUCUAGACUCUGGUUUAACUAAAAUAACAGAUGAAGAUCUUAUUACGUGGAAGUUUGGAGCUGAAAACACUUUAAUAGCUAAAAUCGAUGUAAUGGUCGGCAGUGCUACUGUAUAUGAUCAUGUUCUUGAUGAGAGAUUUAGAGACAGACUGAAGGUGGAUCAUCAAACUGGAUCUCUGACCAUCACUAACAUCUCAACUCUACACACUGGAGAAUAUCAACUAGAGACCAGCAGUGUGAGAAAGAGCUUCAGUGUCUCUGUCUACGCUUGUCUUCCUGUUCCUGUCAUCAGCAGUAACUCUUCAAACUGUUCUUCAUCUUCAUCAUCUUCAUCAUCUUGUUCAUUGUUGUGUUCGGCGGUGAACGUGAGUCAUGUGACUCUCUCCUGGUACAAAGGAAACAGUUUAUUGUCCAGCAUCAGUGUGUCUGAUCUCAGCAUCAGUCUCUCUCUACCUCUGGAGGUGGAAUAUCAGGAUAAAAACACCUACAGCUGUGUGAUCAACAACCCCAUCAGAAACCAGACCACACAUCUGAACAUCAGUCAGCUCUGUCAGCCAUGUUCAGACAUACAGAAAUCACCAGAUAUACAGUAUAUAUAUAUUCUGAUAGCACUGGUUUCUGCUGGAUUUCUGUUGAUUGUCGGGAUCUUCUGCAUCUACAGGAAAUGCAGAAACACUGAUCAAGAUGCUGAGACGGAUGUAAAAGAGGUCACUUAUGCCGAACCAGCGUUCUACAAAAGAAAUGCACAGAAAACCAAUGUUAAAGAAGAUGAAGUGGUGUAUGCAGGUGUCGUCACUAGAAGAUAAUCAAACUUUAGUCAGUGUAAGGACCGGUGAGAAUGACCACAUGUAGAUUAAACAUUGUCGCUAAAAAGUACAUUUUUAUUUUCAGCUAUUUCUGCUUUAACUUUGCCCUUUGCAUUGCAUUGAAGUGUUACAUUAAUAAAAAGUGUUACAUUAAUAAAAAGCUCUGCUAAAAAUUGCAUGUAGUAUAAAAUCUUGUUGUGUGAACCUAAUAUUAAAACUCUGCAAGCACCAAAUGCACAUAAAAAUCAGCACUGCCGAGUAUAUAAAAAUUGUACUUUAUAAGUAAUGCACUGUUUAAGAACACAACAUGGCUUUGUGUGACCAUCAGUUUAAAAGGCUGCACAUUAAUUAUAUAAAUAUACAGUCUGGCAUGUUUUGAGUAUCUAGAAGAGCUCAUGAUCCACUUAAUAGUGCUUCACAUAGACAAGUGCACUUGGUAAUUAUUAGAUAUAAAUCUAUCAUCAACAAAACUUUUUGGUCUCCCUUUGGUUUUCUAGUAAAAGAAAAGUCUGAUGGUUUAA